Messenger RNA from Sardina pilchardus (European sardine), 1059 nucleotides. It is a transcript of the gene cdpf1, whose product is annotated as cysteine rich DPF motif domain containing 1. Lineage: Eukaryota; Metazoa; Chordata; Actinopteri; Clupeiformes; Clupeidae. Bases 171 to 515 code for a protein of 114 amino acids. The record is from RefSeq and is a predicted model, not a curated record. The transcript has 4 exons.
AGCGCGUAAAGAGUCCGUGCGCAAUGAUGUUGGAGCGGCUUCAAACUGAAAUCAGAGACAUGUAUUAAGCUGCAUAUGAAAUGAUAACGGCAGUUUAAACAAUAACUUGUCUUAAUUAAUUCGGUAUUUCUUCAACAGCUAUUAGUAUUUUAGCGAGUUUAAAUCUUAAUAUGGAGAUAAGUACUGAAGGAUCUGUUCGUGGGAUGUUUACUUGUGAAACGUGUGACCUGUCAACGCCGUUCACAUACUAUGGUCAGAAACCUCCAAACACAAGAGCCAUAGUGCUCCUGGAAGAAUCAUAUGUGUUAAAGGAUCCUUUCAGUCCUAACAGAGACAAGUUCAUCGUGUUAGGCGCAAGAUGCACCUUGUGCAGUAAGGUGGUUUGCAUCGGCACGGAUUGCAGUCUAUUCUACACUAAACGAUUUUGUCUACCAUGUGUGAGAGAAAAUCUGGACCAGUUUCCCCAACAGAUUCAGGCUGAGCUGGCGAAAAAGAAAGUACCCCAGCACACUUAGACUGAAUUACGGGUUUGCAACCUAAUGUGUGUUCCCCCAGAGAGAGAGAGAGUUGGAAAUAAUGGCCUCAGAAUGGCACCAGGCGUUGUCUCCUGAAUGGCCUUGCUCCUGCUCUGACACACAGGCAUUUUCUCUACUAAAAACAAAUCCUCAGAAACAGGUGAAUUCCACAGGACACUUAAGUCUUCAGUGAAUCUACAUUCUAAUGUUGUGUAUUUUAAUUAUUUGAUUUAACUGCUACAUUAGAUUGGUUUAGUGUCUAUUGAGAGUUGAAAAUGCUUACUAUUCCGCGUUGAUAUUGAUAUUAAAUCACAUCACAAAAGGUUUAGAUAUUUUACUGAGCGCUGUGAGUUUUGUUAGAAAUGCAAUAAUUGAUCUCAGAAUUAAAAGCAGAUUUGUGAUGCAAACAAAAUAGAAUGUUUGUCUACCAUUACCAACAAAGAUGUGCUUGUUGUUGACUUGAACAUGUAAAUACUACGACGGACACAAUAAACUUGAUUUACCAUCCCGACCACUUAAGAGUGAAAACCUCAUCAAAUUUAAU